AAUGUUUUCAAAUGUUAUUAGUUGUCACGAAUCACAAACGCAUUUAAACUACAUUAUCCAAUAGGUUACACUAUGCGUGUAUACUGCCUUUUAACGCCAAUGACAGCCGAAGGAUGGAGGCAGUAUUAGCCAAGUAUGAAAACCAGAUAAAUGUGUUUUCUGAAUUCCUUGAAGACUUGCCUGACACCGAUGAACCUGUGUGGGUUUUAGGAGAGUGUUACAAUGUUAAAACAGAAAAGACAAAACUCCUAUCAGACGUUCACUCGCGGCUAUGGUUCACCUACAGGAAAAAAUUCUCUCCCAUAGGCGGAACAGGCCCCUCUUCAGAUACAGGCUGGGGAUGCAUGCUACGGUGUGGGCAGAUGAUUCUUGCACAGGCCCUGGUCUGCUCACAGCUGGGACGAGCCUGGCGUUGGAGGGCAGAGGGAGGACAGCCAGAGGAGUACCAUCGUAUCCUCCACUGUUUCCUGGAUAAGAAAGACAGCUGUUACUCCGUACACCAAAUGGCUCAGAUGGGAGUCGGUGAAGGGAAGUCUGUGGGAGAGUGGUAUGGCCCAAACACAGUUGCGCAAGUACUCAAGAAACUUGCACUAUUUGAUGACUGGAAUUCUCUUGCUGUGUAUGUGUCAAUGGACAACACGGUGGUGAUCGAGGACAUCAAGAAGCAGUGUCGCCAGGCAAGCAGAGGGAGCAGAUUGCGGCCCAGACCCUGUGGCUGGGGGGAACCCUUCACCUCUGGACAAACACCAGAGCAAGCCUGUUUGCACACGCACGGGAACAGAGCCACGAUGUGUCCACAUUCUCAAUCCCAGUCUCGUUCUGACUGGAGGCCCCUGCUGCUGGUCAUACCUCUCCGUUUGGGAAUCAACCACAUCAACCCUGUCUACAUCCAGGCCCUCAAGGAGUGUUUUAAAAUACCACAAUCCUGUGGUGUGCUGGGAGGAAAGCCCAAUCUGGCCUAUUACUUCAUCGGAUUUGUAGGAGAGGAGCUGAUCUACCUGGACCCCCACACCACCCAGUCAGCCGUGGAGUCAGAGGCUGGCAGCGGAGUGGACGACCAGAGCUACCACUGUCUGAGGAGUCCACGCCGCAUGAAGAUCACCAACCUGGACCCCUCUGUGGCCCUGGGAUUUUUUUGUAAGAGUGAGGAUGACUUUGACAGUUGGUGUAACCUGGUCCAGCAGAAGAUCCAGAUUAAGAGGAACCUGCGGAUGUUUGAGCUGGUGGAGAAUCACCCGCCCCACUGGCCCCCCUUCGUUCCUCCCACCAAACCAGAGGUUCAGACCACAGGGGCAGAGUUCAUCGAAUCGUCCGACAAGCUGUUUGAGUCUGAAGAGGAGUUUGAGAUCCUUAACGUGUGACCAGCUCCCCCCUCCGCCCAGUCCAGCGGAUGAUGGCGAUUGGGUUGAUUCCCUUGGCCACCAUCUUCCAUACUGUGCUGUAGAAGUGCCUCAGAACAACACCAAGCAUUAACUGCUUACCACUUUGCAAAAAAAGAUCAGAAAAGAUUCUGGACAACAACUCAAAACAAAGUGAGCAAAUGAAGGCAGAAACGUGAUGUACACCGUAAAUACAAGCUGGCACUGUCUCAUUUUGAUGUUGUAACUAGGAAACAAAGCCAGGGUCCUACAGUAGGUGAAGACAGGGGUGAGGAUGAUAUCUCCUCAUUACACACUACCUCCUGACGCCAGGAGACAGCAAAUAUGCAGACACAUUUUUUUUCUCCCAGGGUUAAAAUACAAACAUUCAACAAAUAACUUAAGAAAAGUGCCUCUCUUAAAUAUAUGUAUGUUAUUCAAUGGUUAGAAUAAGGGUUUUCCCAAGGUAUUGGUGUGGAAUACCCCUCCCCCCCAUGUAAAUGAAUUGUGGUUCUAUGAUGGUUAUUGAUUGUCCCUGCAGCCCACUGUAUUAGUACUGAAGAUGAUAGCCUGUGGUGACAACUGAAUUAUAAUGGUUCUAGUAUUACUGGUUUUCAUCUAACCCAGUAAAUGAAGACAAGCUGUGGAUAACAGCAUUUUCUUUCUUUUAAUGGUAUAAUCCUAUCUCAGGCAUAAAAGGGUGAUAUCCAAUACGUGGCAAUCCAAUACGAAACAGUUAUUAUUAUUAUUUUUUUCAGAACCCAAAAGUGAUGACUUCCAUACAGGUACAGAGCAACUUUCCAGUACAUGCCCUGUGAAAUAUAAGAAAAUAAACCCCCCCCUCUCCUGACUCACGAAAAAGACAUCAGUAAGGCCCACACAAAAAGUAUAUUCAAAUUGACAACCAAUACAAAACCAACUUCUUGGCAAGGAGCUAUAGGAAUAUGUUCUCCAAGUGUAGCAACAACCACCAAAAGAAAAUAAACAUUACAGACAUUUUCAAUAUGAAUAAUUCAAAUGAGAAGAAAUAACUUCCAUUUAUUUAUUUCUCAUUCUAUAGACAACGAGGCUGAGUAUUCACAAUCUGGUUUACAAUGUAUUAAUCAAUUCAAAAGCAGGAUAAACCAGUGACAUCCGACACAUACAAAUCACUGUUUGGAUGAGAAGUACGACGAGGUGAGCUACGAAACCGUCACGUUUAUAUAUUUGUCCAGUAUACAUGAAAAAGGCAUGCAGGAGUAGUCAGUUUGAUAUGAUGUUACACAAAGUCAGUGUUGAUGACAACUUUGGCACAAGUGUAGAAAUCCCUAACCACAAGCACCUGAUAGGCCUGUGCACGAAGGAUGAGAACUUCACCAUGAGAGCGAAGAAUGCGGAGGAGCAAGAGGAUAGGUACCUGGCUCUGAAUGACCUGAGUAUCUAGGAGAAAAAAGAGCACCAGGACACUGAGGAGUUGAAUUAUAAUUGCUUCAUAUUUUAGCCAUAUUGUGAUUUCUGGUGACAGUUGAGAGGACUUACGCUUUCCUGUUGACUGAAACACACCACUUAGGGCCCUAUUCAAUUGAAACUGGAUAAACGUGUACAUCCUAGACAGUUUCUUUGAGGGUGUGUGUUGUUGUUGUCUGUUAGUCAUGGAGGCAGCUUCUGAGUGAGUAGUUUCUCAGUCUUCUGUUGCUCUAUCUCCAGCUCUCUCGGAUCAGCUCCUCCGUGCUAGAGGAGUACUGCUCCAGGAUCCACAGCACAGCGUCUAGAAUGUUGGCCUCCCUCCCUUUUGUUAAUGUUCUUAAACUGGGAUUGAUUGGGAACAGGGUUAAAUGAAUUGUGAAAUUGAUUGAAAUUUCACUGACAAAAGGUUCCCUUAGUCAAAUGUUUGUUUCUUUCUUGAUUUCAUGAAGACGCCGAUUGUGAGCUGUUUUUGAUGCCUCGGAUGUCUCCAGGCUAAGGUACCCGGUCAAAGAUGUCAUCAAAGUGCGCCUGUCUGCCUGUUCGUUCCAGCACUGUUUCAUCAGAAGGACACACUCCAGGGUGGACGUGGUCUGGUGACACCACAGCAUAGUGGAGGAGGGUUUCUCACCUUCUGGAUGAUAUUUGACAGACGGGAAGAGAGCAUUGGGACCAGGCAUGCAACUGACCACGUAUAUGUACACACAUUCAAAUGAAGCCUGAAUCACUCACGCAUAUUAAACUAAACUGUUAAACCUG
Messenger RNA from Oncorhynchus kisutch (coho salmon), 3560 nucleotides. RefSeq names its product cysteine protease ATG4A-like. Gene Ontology annotation, biological process: C-terminal protein lipidation; aggrephagy; mitophagy. The record is from RefSeq and is a predicted model, not a curated record. Gene Ontology annotation, molecular function: protein-phosphatidylethanolamide deconjugating activity; cysteine-type endopeptidase activity. The coding region runs from base 114 to 1361 and encodes 415 amino acids. The transcript has 13 exons. Gene Ontology annotation, cellular component: cytoplasm. Lineage: Eukaryota; Metazoa; Chordata; Actinopteri; Salmoniformes; Salmonidae.